Molecule: messenger RNA, 1068 nt
Organism: Suillus fuscotomentosus
Lineage: Eukaryota; Fungi; Basidiomycota; Agaricomycetes; Boletales; Suillaceae
Exons: 8
Coding region: 1-1068 (355 amino acids)
Source: RefSeq, a predicted model, not a curated record
AUGUCUGAGGCGCAGGAAUCUCAGUGCAGUCAACGUCGUAAAUCAGUCGAUGCCCUUCAACUGGGUCCCAGGAAAAGACCGAGCGCAACUGACCCGUUGGUACACUAUGGCCGUCAUUUUGGGCGAACAAUCCACGCUCUCUGCAACUUUCAAGCCCUUCUUACGAAUGGAAUUUUACGGAUGGGAGAAUUGGCCGAGAUUCCAGAGGAAAACUUUACCGCAGAGGAACGGCGCGAGCAUCGUAUCUUUCAAGAGCUCCUCAAAUCUGUGGCAGGGCUGGAAGAACGCCUGAUGCAAGGCGGAGAUGAUGAAGUUGACGCUGUCGCUGAGUUGUUCACCAAAGGUGCAUCUGGCGCAAGGGGUGACGAUACUAAGAGCCUCAAAGGCAGCGUCCUCGACUGGAUUACUCCUAAGGGGCAGAGUCUUGUUCCUCCUCUUGCUCGCAACGUGAAAAUCGAUCGUGGUUUCCAUCACGAACGGACAGGUGCCUUGCUUUGUCCAGCUGGCCUCGACUGGUCUAAUGCAGAGACAAAAACUAAGCUACGAAAUGGCGAGAUUAUCGUGACCGGAGAUCAGUGGCCAUUGUUUCUGUACACUGACUAUCAUUACGACCCCGAGGAUCCAUGGAAUGGUCUGUUACGAAGUGCCUUAUUAUCACAGGCAUAUAAACACGUUUUCACGUCCCCCAGCUCCGUGGAUAAAGAACCAAAGGCCACUCGUUCAGGUAAUGCUCGGAUUCAUGGGAUGACCAGAGUUACUCUACCCUCCAUUGCAUACAUUGCAACACAGGUCCGUUUUUCGCUAACCUCAUCUCCCGUGUUCUCGCGUACGGACACGGUCACUGACUCGGAAAGGUUCUACAACUCCAUUUUGGAGGUGUUCGAAGACCCGGAUGAGAAACAAGAGGUAGAUGACCUAGUUGUCUGGUGGAAUAGGCAAAUUUUCCCUUCGUACUCGAGCGCCCAGCGUCCUCUCGUGAAGAACAGUGCGUUGGCGAGGAUUCGGGAGAAGCGAGCACGAAUGAAAGAGCCGGGUUCAGUCCCUGAUGGUAGUAGCGGCAGUAUGUAG